AGAAGGAGGCGGGCAGGCAGGCGGGCGCGGGGGUCGGGGACUGAGGCAGUAGAGAGGCGAGAGCCCGGCAGCCGCUUCGCGCUGUGUUUGCUGCGCGGGCUUUUGGAGGGGGCGGCCGUUGAGUCGGUCCAGGAGAAGCGGGCACCGGCGGCGUUGGUAUUGGCGCCUGGGGGCGGGGGACUGGGGCGGCGAGAAGGGGGGGUCGCUGCGGUGGUUCUCUCGCUGUCGCACCCUCCCUGCCUUUCUCGCCGCUCGGUGGGCUGCCCCCCGGCGUGUCACUCGCCUCCGGGGCCCCGCUCCCCGCCCCCCGCGGUAUGUCUUGAUCCCGAGCAGCGGGUUUCAUGGGGCUCCUUAGGAUUAUGAUGCCGCCCAAGUUGCAGCUGCUGGCGGUGGUGGCCUUCGCAGUGGCGAUGCUCUUCUUGGAGAACCAAAUCCAGAAACUGGAGGAGUCCCGAUCAAAGCUAGAAAGGGCAAUUGCAAGACAUGAAGUUCGAGAAAUUGAGCAGCGACAUACGAUGGAUGGCCCUCGGCAAGAGGCCACGCUGGAUGAGGAAGAGGACAUGGUGAUCAUUUAUAACAGAGUCCCCAAAACUGCAAGCACUUCCUUUACCAAUAUUGCCUAUGAUCUGUGUGCAAAGAAUAAGUAUCAUGUUCUUCACAUCAACACUACCAAAAAUAAUCCAGUGAUGUCACUACAAGACCAGGUACGCUUUGUAAAGAAUAUAACUUCCUGGAAAGAGAUGAAACCAGGGUUUUAUCAUGGACAUGUUUCUUAUUUGGAUUUUGCAAAAUUUGGUGUGAAGAAGAAGCCAAUUUACAUUAAUGUCAUAAGGGAUCCUAUCGAGAGGCUAGUUUCUUACUAUUACUUUCUGAGAUUUGGAGAUGAUUAUAGACCAGGGUUAAGAAGACGAAAACAAGGAGACAAAAAGACCUUUGAUGAAUGUGUGGCUGAGGGCGGCUCAGACUGUGCUCCGGAGAAGCUCUGGCUUCAAAUCCCGUUCUUCUGUGGCCACAGCUCGGAAUGCUGGAAUGUGGGAAGCAGGUGGGCUAUGGAUCAAGCCAAGUAUAACCUAAUUAAUGAAUACUUUCUGGUGGGAGUCACUGAAGAACUUGAAGAUUUUAUCAUGUUGCUGGAGGCAGCUUUGCCCCGGUUUUUCAGGGGCGCUACAGAACUCUACCGGACAGUAGGAAAGAAAUCUCAUCUUAGGAAAACCACAGAGAAGAAACUCCCAACUAAACAAACCAUUGCAAAACUGCAGCAAUCUGACAUUUGGAAAAUGGAGAACGAGUUCUAUGAAUUUGCCCUGGAGCAGUUCCAGUUCAUCAGAGCCCACGCUGUACGGGAAAAAGACGGGGACCUCUACAUCCUCGCACAAAACUUUUUCUAUGAAAAGAUUUACCCUAAGUCGAACUGAGUACAAGGUGUGACUGUUAGGUUCUUGAACUAAAACUUCAACCUUGUCUUCACCUCAGCCCCACAACCCGGGUUGCUGAUGGGUGUGAGAGACAGUGUGUGUUGAGCCGAGUUAGGGAGCAGUUAACACCCGGGAAGUAGAUGCUGGCUGGUAGGUUUCAGUGGCCUCAGAGGUUUCCGUUUCAGCCUUUUUUUCCUUUUCUUCCUCUUUUUUCUUCUUCUUUUUUCCUGGUUAAAUUUUGGUGGGAGUUAUAACCUCCUGCCUAGAAAAAGCCUACACAUCGUCUAAAAUUAACACAUAGCGGGUCUAAUUGGAGGCUAAAUACAAUUUCAAACAUAAGUUCUGAUAGUGUCUUUUGGACAAAACAUUUUUUUCCCAGUAACCAUGAAUGAAGAUUAAUCCAUUUGCUGCUUCCACCUUCACCUGGAGGUUUUGGGUCAUACACCUCUACUGAAUAGUGUUACUGUUUGGCAGUGUGUGCUUUGUUUUUGUGAAUCAUGUCUCAUGAAACUUAUUGGAGUGUUUGAUCCUGUUUGCUAAGAAUGUUUCUGCCGUAGUUGGAAUUGCCCACAUUUAUGUAGGUCGUUUUAAUAUUCUUUGAAAAAACUGAUCAUUAGUGUUAAAAACCAAUUUUAAAAGAGUCAAAGCAGUAUUUCUGAUUCGUGUCUUUCUAGUAUCUAAGACUGGGGAGACACUUCAAGGAAUGUUGACAUUGUCUGGAGUUUCAGUUAAGGCUUCCACACAUUCAUGUCAGAAAAGUAAGUUUAGUAUUUGUUCCUCCAUGGGUUAUUUGUAGAGCAUAUACUGACAUAUUGGUGAUUCCAUAUUAUAACUCCAUUAGUGAGCUGUGGUAUGGGUAGGAUUUUCCUACUUCUUCUGUACUUUUACUUGUAGACUAUUUUUACUAAGGUGCUUUAUAAUGUGUUUUAAAGCAUUGCAUUUACAAAAAAAAGAAAAAAGAAAAGAAAAGAAAGGAAAAUGCUGUAAAUACCGCAUAUUUUAUGUAUUUGGACCAAAUGGUUAUAAGUUAAUUAGGUAAAAGUGGUUUUGCACCAGUUUUAUUAUGUCAAGUAAAAUCAUCAGACCUACUGUUCUUGUAGUUCUCAAUUAACUUUACUGUUAGACGUCACUGAAAUGGACUUCGGUAACCUUUCAAUUUUGAUACACAGAACAUUAUUCAUAAUUGGGGUCAGUAAUUCAAGUGGGAAGAGUAGUGGCCAAGGAGUCAGAAAACCUGAUUUCUGGUCCUGGCUCUGCCACUUAUCAGCUGUGUGAUCUUGGGUAAGUCACUUAACCUCUCUUUGCCUCAAUUUCCUCAUCUUGAAAUGAGGAGACUAAUAUCUGCUGUACCUACCUCACAGGGGUGUUGUGAGGAAUAAAUGAGACGGCACAUGAAAGCACUUUGGAAUCUGCUAAUGCGCUGUAGAAACGUAAGGGGUGAUGGAAACAUCGAUCACGUACAGUUCCGUACCAUUCAUUUUUUAACUAAGGGAAAAGUCCACUUCUAAGCUGGUGGAAAAAAACGGUUAAUUUUGGUAUAAAUAUGUGUUUGAUAAAUAUCUUCUCUAUUUUAUCUUCCCUGUUUCAACAAUUAUGGAAAUACGAAACACCUGUGAACUCUUAAAGAUACAUGAACAGCUGCUUGAGUUCAGAAGGUUCCCUGUUUGAAAAAGACUUCAUUAGCUGACUCAGGGCAGGGGAAAAUAUGCUCUUCAAAUUUGAGAGAUUGGUCUGUUUUUAUUUUACGUUACCGUUCAGAAAUGGUAGCUAUUUUGUACCUCUGGUUUUUAAGGUAUAUUUUGCAAAGUUUAAUUUCCCUGUACCAUCUUAAAGUAACAGAUAAAGUAUUUUAGGAAUAUUUUCUAAAAGAAUAAUCUUUACUAUGUUUAAUUUAAAUAAAUACUUUUCCUGAACAAGACCUCACCAAACUAGGUAAAUAAACAUUUUUAGGUAGGCUGCUUUAAUUGUAUGGGAGGUGAGGAGGGAGCAUGAUUUACAAAAAAAAAAAAAAAAAAAAACCACCAAAUGUAAAGAAAAGCUGAAGGAAGUUGGCAGAAAGAAUCGUUUUAGUACCCACCCCACCCCACCCGCGUAACAGGAAAACAUUAAGAGAACAUCGACAGGCAUACUGUUCUUAUUUGGCUUUCAUGUGUGUGUGUGUGUAUUUAUUAACUUUUACGGAUAUUUAUUGAAAAUCUAUACAAAUUAUUCCCUCACCCAAAAGGCAAGCACCACUUGAAGGGUGGGGUGUUUGACAUUUAAUCUGCUAAGGAGCCCCCAGUAUGCAGGUUAUUCUUGGAGGACAUGCUAAAAUCUUGAGGUGCAUUGGUUCUUAGGAAACGAGAGUACACGUGGUGCCCUACAUCAUGGGUUCAGUAAACUCUUCCUACAAAGGUCCAGAGGGUAACUCUUCUAGGCGUUGUUGUCUAUACAGUCUCUUUCAAACUACUCAUCUCUGUCAUUUGAACACAAAAGCAGCUAUAGACAUCACAUACAUGAGUGAGCACGGCUGAUUUCCAAUAAUACUUUAUUACCAAGACAGGUUUGAUAUGCCAGAUAGGGACCAUGGGUUGUAGUUUACCAACCCCUGUAAUAGAUCAGUAUAUAUGGAGACAUCAUUUUUUAAGUCUAUUCUAGUGACCUAAAAGAGUUUAUAUACUUCUAGAAGCUCCUAACUUCUAUCCAAAGAAUAGCUUUCUCAUUCAGGCGGUCUCUCCCACAGAUUCAUGAACUUUUAUGACUUAGAUUGCUUCCAGGUGGGCAUGUUUUCUUUCCCAGUUUAACAGUUCAUAAGAGAGGCAUGUAUUCUAUCAUCUUGUAAGAUGGGUUAGGGAGUAUCCUUCCUGGAGAGGGAGCAGGGGUUAGAUUGAAUUCUGUCUGGCCCAGUACAGUCCUGGGAGUCACGAGUGCAGAGUCCUCAUGAUACCUAACUUUAUAAUUUAAAAAAACAAAAACAAAAACAAAAACAAGACACACUGAGACAAUAAUGUAUUUUUUAAAAGUGGCAAAUGUGGUUUUCUUUUUUCAGCUUUUGCGCUUUUUCAGUAUUUUGACCAUAGGGAUUUUUUUUUAUAUAUAUAUAAUACAAAAGCAAAUUAACCACUCUGAAUUUUAAAAGAUGACGUUAUGUGUGUAUGUGUGUGUGUGUGUGUGUGUGUAUACAUAUGUUUAUUUCCUAAAAGAGGAAAAAGUACUUUUUUUGUUCACCUUGUAUCAGCUCCUGUUUUCUAAUUGCUGUGAAAUGGCAACUGUUGAUAAAUUAUUGUGACUGUUUUAAAAUGUAAUCAGGAGGAUAUAUUUUGAUUUUACGGAGCUUUAAUCUGUAAAGUAUCACUUAAAUAUAUCGGAUAGCAACACUUAAAACAUUGCAUGGGGCUUACUUUUCUAUCAUCUGUACCCAUUUGUGCAACUUUGAACAUAUUGGGUGCUUCUGAAUUCUUGAUGAUUGGGCUUAAAUUAUUGAAAGUCAGAGAACUUAAACUUACUGACUUUUAAACUUUAAAUUUUAUGUUCUAUUCUUAAAAUUCAGUUAAUGCCUAUAAUUUGAAAUCUGUUGUUGGUCUUUCUCAAUACUCUGUCCUAUCAAAUUCCUAAAAUUGUUAGUGCCAUCAGUGAUUUACAAACAGUAUUUUGAUAUUGCAGAUGAUUUGCUCAUUGUAUUUGCAUAGUUAGAAAGAAAAUAGUUUGUAGACAAUUAUUCUCUUUUUCUAAUAAAAUGAAAUAAAAAUGAUUAAAAGCACUAGAGAAUUUAAAGGCUGGUUCCCAAGUGCAUAAGCUGGUAUUUUAAUUUAUAUUCAGAUUCCACAUAGAGAACAUCUGUGUAAGCUAUCUCUCUGGGUUUUCCCAUUGAUCAUUCUCAAACACAUCUAUGGUCCUAGAAGCCUUUAUUCUGAGAAGUAGCAUGCUAUACAGUACUGUAACCUUGUAUGAAGUUGGUCUGUAAGAGGCCCAGGUGCUUCUACUUUAUGAUUUGAAAAUUUGCUCUCCAUAAAUUAGUGCUAUUUACUUUGAGAGGAUGCAGGGCAAUUUCUGCGAAAUGUUUGCAUCCAUUUACCCUAUGCAGAAUUGCUGUACCCUGCCAACCAGACUGCUGCUCAGGCAGCCUUUUGAAGGAAGAGCAUCCCUGUUUCAAAUGCACUGCCAAUUCAGCUCCUCUGGAGUGGAGCUUACUUUCUGAUUUCCCGCAGUGGGAAUUUUGGAGAUUGAAAUAGGCUAUCAGUUAGUCAGAUUUAUCCUAUAAUUUAAGUUCAUGCAGCUUUGUGACCUUUGCAGUACUAUUUAUAGAAGGACCCUGAUGGUGACGAUCUCUUUAAAACACAUUACUGGUGAGCCUGUGAUUUAGACCCACUGGUGCCGUCUAUCUGAUUUUUUAGACAGCUUCCCCAGCUUUCUGUUGAGAGUCAGUUACAUGAGCAGCUCUAAAGCAAUGUUGGAUGUAAUUUUGAGAAACAUGGGUUGUCUAUUUUGACUUUUAUUUUAUGAAUACUACAGACAGCUACACAGUGCCUUCCCCCCCUCACAGUCCAUGUUGGAAGAUGCUCACUCCUUCCUCGGUCUCAGCUCUUCCUCUCUUCUCCCUCCUCCCCCAUUCACUUGAUUCAUUUAUGCAAUACUGUUUCCAACUUGAAACCAUUUUGUCACAUCUGUUGGAGAGAUAAUCAUUCCUUUUCCUUAACAUUCUGCCAGCUUUCUGUUGUUGAAGUGUUUCAGUUGAUUACCUGAUGCAAAUGCUAUAAAAUAAACACUCAGUGGGAAGGGGAAAAA
Mustela lutreola (European mink) is the source of this 6179-nucleotide messenger RNA. RefSeq names its product heparan sulfate 2-O-sulfotransferase 1 (gene HS2ST1). Gene Ontology annotation, molecular function: heparan sulfate 2-sulfotransferase activity. The transcript is spliced from 7 exons. Gene Ontology annotation, cellular component: membrane. The record is from RefSeq and is a predicted model, not a curated record. The coding region runs from base 342 to 1415 and encodes 357 amino acids. NCBI's taxonomy places the organism in Eukaryota, Metazoa, Chordata, Mammalia, Carnivora, Mustelidae.